GGUAAAAGCCCGCCCACUGCCCUCCACCCCCGCAUAUAAGAGCCGGUGAGGGAGAGAUGAUAAGAAGUUAGUCUUGGGACAAGCUCGGACCAUGCAGUGUAAAGUCCUUCUCUGCCUCUACUUCCUGACAAUCAUAAAGCAUGUCUCCUCAACUGAAGUUUGGGUCCGGCCAUAUACGUCUGCCCUUCUCCCCUGUUCUAUCUCAGUCCCUCCUGUAGGCGACUCUCUCCUGGGGAUCAGUUGGACCUUCAACGGAUCUCAUAUAGCCUCCUUCGAGACGACAGACGACAACCAUGUCGACAAAGGCUUCAGUUGGGACACCAGUUUAUUUGUCAAUGGGACCUUCUCUCUGACUGUACUUAAUGCCACUCUUGACCAACAGGGCGUGUAUGAGUGUAAAGUCAGAUACAACGUCUCCGAGCUACACUCCAGCAUUGUCACCUUGGACAUCAAAGUUCCACCCACUCUCUCCAUUCCCUCCACGAUGGUGGUACUGGAUGUGAAGAGUGAGCUUCAGUGUAUUGCAGAGGGUUUUAGCCCUCCACUCAUCUACUUCUCCUGGACCAGAGCUGGAGAGGUGGUCCAGCUAGAGCAAGCAGUCACAGCGGUCGACCGCACCCCAGAAGGGACCUACUGGGCGGUCAACAUCUUGAAAUUUAUCCCUUUGGUGGACGACCAGAAUGUGAUCUAUAGCUGUGUGGUCACUCACGCCGCCCUGGAAAAACUGCUGAGCUUAGAGUUUCAACUCAGCUUCGUCUACCUCCCAACUGUCACCCUCUCCGCAGUGCCCUUGCCUUCCCGCGACUCCCCACUCACCCUCUCCUGCGACAUCGAGGGCUUCUAUCCGGAGGACGUCUCCGUUUCCUGGCUACAGAAUGGCACGGAGCUCCCCGCACCUGUGCUGAGCGAGUCGGGCCCGGACGGCACCUUCAGAACCAGGCGCUACUACACCCUGAGCCCCGAGCAGAGGGAGCUAGCCGGGGAGGUGGAGUGUGUCGUCCAUCUGCCCAGCAUCACUGAACCUGUGGUCACCUCCGCAGCCCUGGCCGACAUCGACCCCAUCAUAGAGACACAAGCUGUGCUGACCAAGUCUGCCAAGGCAUCUGUGGCUCUGAUGUGCAUCUCUCUGGUGCUGGUCUUUCUGCUCUGCUUUAGCUUCUCCUGGAGAAGGAGGGAUGAGAAGCAGAAGUUUCUAAAUGUAUCGGGGAUCAUUCUGCCUCCCCGGGUCAUUGUGGGUCAGAAGGGCAGGGUGACCAUCAGUGUGGAGGGGAGGAGGGUGGACAGGGUCCAGACCACCUGGUUCCUCAAUGACACCCCCAUUUCAGACACCUCACACACAGAAUCCCGUCCCACAUUCAAAGCGUACGCUAACAACACUAACUUUCUCCGUAACCAACUAAGCACCAUGCUUCUACCCUACGGUCUCACGCUCACCUCCCCAGUCCCGGAGAAGGGUCCCCUGCUGCUCUCUGCUGGCGACGUGGGCUAUUACAAGCUGCACACCCAGGGCCCGCUGCACUCGACGGGGGACAGCAGCAAGCAGCGACUGCUGUCCUCGCUCUCCUUCAUCCCCCUGAUCUCCAUCCACAAGGGUGCGGUGUUCAAGUGCCAGGUGUCUUAUGUGGGGAAAGACAAAGUUGUGGUGGAGAGGGUGUCAGACAAGUUCACCAUAUUAGCUCCCCCCAAGGUCUCAGAGAUUCAGCUCACAGAGGCAGGUGAUGACUCCGGUGUGGUCACCCUGACCACCCAGGCCUCGUGCUUCCAUCCAGACAUCAUCACCUUCCGUUGGUUCUGCCAGGGAGGCGAACUGAGCCCCGUAGCUUCCCAGGCCCUGUCUGCCCCACGGCCCGACACCCAGGGCUUCUUCUCAGCCAUGAGCCAGUGCAAGCUGCCCCGCGCCGAACUGGAGCACGGCGGCACCAAGGUGUGGGUGAGCGUCCAUCACAUCGCCCUCAAGCACCCCGUCACCCGCGAGACCCGAGGUUUCAUAAAGAGGCCCAAUGUGUCCGAGAUCAUCAGCUCUGCCUCCUCCCCUGGUCAACAUUUGACAUUGGGCUGUGACAUGACUGGGUUCUACCCUCCAGGCAUCUCAGUCACCUGGCUCCGUCUGAGAGAAGGAGAGGUGGAUGACCGAGAGGAAGAGGUGCUAGAAGGAGGAGAAGUCUGGGGGCCCCUGCUGAGCGGUCCUAGUACCUACCGUGCCAACGCCACUCUGAGGAAGGGGGGAACAAAUGAAGAGAAGAAGGAGAGCGCGGGAGGGGUGGUGUGCCGAGUGGAGCACUGUUCGCUGGAGGAGCCCAUCGAGAGACGGUGGAGAAACAUUCUUAUCGCUGCUCCCUCCAUCCCCUCCUCUCUUACUGUCCGUUGGACCAGCGAGGGUGUUGGGGUUUUCAAUCUCCUAUUGACGGGAGGCCACCCAAAAGCUAAAGUGCUCUGGGCAGCAGGGGGCACCACCCUCAUACCGCUGGUGUCCAACGAGACAGGCGGGAAGGGAGUGGACGGACAGAGAGAGUUUAGGAGUGUGUGCGCUUUGGAGAGAUCCACUUGCUGGCUCAGUCAGACAGACGGAAAUGGUCAGACGGACAGUUGGAAAAACGGACACACACUUAAAACAGAAGCCGCGGUCGCUGACCCCGAAACGGAAGGAAUAGAGUACAUUGACGCAAGAGACGGAGAGAACAACAACGUGGAGAGAAAGGUGACGCAGAUGGAGGUGGAGGAUGAGAGUAGGGAGGAGGAAGAAGAAGGCAUGGAAACGUUGCACAUAAACAGGGUGAACGUGAGAAAGGGGCCCAGAGGGGAGGAGAGAGCACGACUGAGAGUGAGCGUGGAGAUCACCCACCCGGCCCUUAAGCUGCCUGUGCACCGAACAUGGACAGGUUGGGACCUACAUGGUUGAGUACCUGCUCCAGGUGGAGGUGACCAGACUCUUCCCAUUUGUGUUGGCUCUUGGGGACUGCUCACAGGUGUUUACAGUCGUUAGUGGACCGCCAUUGGAGCAAGGUACACUGUUUGGGACACUGGAUGUGUACUUCAGGCAGUGGUGUGUGUUCAUGAAGACUUAUCUCUUCAGUAGGUCAUAUGAUUGAGUGUAGUCUGGCCCAGGAGUGUGAAGGUGAACGGAAAGGCUCUGGAGCAACGAACCGCCCUUGCUGUCUCUCCAGGGCCGGUUCCCCUCUCUCCACUGGGAUUCUCUGCCUCUAACCCUGUUACUGGGGCUGAGUCACUGGCUUGCUGGUGCUCUUUCAUGCCGUCCCUAGGAGGGGUGCGUCACUUGAGUGGGUUGAGUUACUGACGUGAACUUCCUGUCUGGGUUGGCGCCCCCCCUUGGUUGUGCUGUGGUGGAGACCUUUGUGGGCUAUACUCGGCCUUGUCUCAGGAUUGUAAGUUGAUGGUUGAGGAUAUCCCUCUAGUGGUGUGGGGGCUGUGCUUUGGCAGAGUGGGUGGGGUUAUAUCCUUCCUGUUUGGCCCUGUCCGGGGGUUUCUUCGGAUGGGGCCACAGUGUCUCCUGACCGCUCCUGUCUCAGCCUCCAGUAUUUAUGCUGCAGUAGUUUAUGUGUCGGGGGGCUAGGGUCAGUUGGUUAUACCUGGAGUACUUCUCCUGUCUUAUCCAGUGUCCUGUGUGAAUUUAAGUAUGCUCUCUCUAAUUCUCUCGUUCUCUCUUUCUCUCGGAGAACCUGAGCCCUAGGACCAUACGUCAGGACUACCGGGCAUGCUGACACCUUGCUGUCCCCAGUCCGCCCGGCCUUGCUGCUAUUCCAGUUUCAACUGUUUCUGCCUGCAGUUACGAAACCCCUACCUGUCCCAGACCUGCUGUUUUCAACUCUUAAUGAUCGGCUAUGAAAAGCCAACUGAGAUUUAUUCCUGAUUAUUAUUUGACCAUGCUUGUCAUUUAUGAACAUUUUGAAAAUCUUGUCUCUCUCUAAUUUUCUCCUCACUUUCUCUCGGAGGACCUGAGCCCUAGGACCAUACGUCGGGACUACCGGCCGUGGUGACUCCUUGCUGCCCCCAGUCCGCCUGGCCUUGCUGCUAUUCCAGUUUCAACUCUUCUGCCUGCGGUUAUGGAACCCCUACCUGUCCCAGACCUGCUGUUUUCAACUCUUAAUGAUCGGCUAUGAAAAGCCAACUGAGAUUUAUUCCUGAUUAUUAUUUGACCAUGCUUGUCAUUUAUGAACAUUUUGAAAAUCUUGGCUCUCUCUAAUUUUCUCCUUCUCUCUUUCUUUCUCUCGGAGGACCUGGGCCCUAGGACCAUGCGUCGGGACUGCCGCCCGUGGUGACUCCUUGCUGUCCCCAGUCCGCCUGGCCUUGCUGCUAUUCCAGUUUCAGCUGUUCUGCCUGCGGUUAUGGAACCGCCACCUGUCCCAGACCUGUUGUUUUUCAACUCUUAAUGAUCAGCUAUGAAAAGCCAACUGAAAAUUAUUCAUGAUUAUUAUUUGACCAUGCUUGUCACUUAUGAACAUUUUUGAACAUCUUGGCAUAGUUCUGUUAUAAUCUCCACCCGGCACAGCCAGAAGAGGACUGGCCACCCCUCAUAGCCUGGUUCCUCUCUAGGUUUCUUCCUAGGUUUUGGCCUUUCUAGGGAGUUUUUCCUAGCCACCGUGCUUCUACACCUGCAUUCUAGCUGUUUGGGGUUUUAGGCUGGGUUUCUGUACAGCACUUCGAGAUAUUAUCUGAUGUACGAAGGGCUAUAUAAAAUAAAAUUGAUUGAUUGAUUGAUGGA
This is a messenger RNA of Salvelinus fontinalis (brook trout), 4720 nucleotides long. RefSeq lists its product as uncharacterized. The record is from RefSeq and is a predicted model, not a curated record. The coding region runs from base 92 to 2899 and encodes 935 amino acids. NCBI's taxonomy places the organism in Eukaryota, Metazoa, Chordata, Actinopteri, Salmoniformes, Salmonidae. The transcript is spliced from 13 exons.